AUGGGUUUCAAUCUCCACGCAGAUGGGACAAAUGACCCUGAGGAGGUGCGCAACUGGCGCAAUCACAUGAGAGCCGUCACCGCCUCAAUGAUGGGUUAUGACACCUCCGUCAUUGGCGGCACCAUGGCUCUCGACUCCUUCCGUCGCGACUUUGACCUCGCUGACAGCUCCCCGACCUUCCGUGAUACUCUCCAGGGCAACAUAGUCUCCACGUUCCAGGCAGGAUGCUUCUUUGGCGCCCUGCUCACCUUCCUGCUCGCAGGAUGGCUCGGCCGCAAGAGAGCAAUCAUGAUCUCUGCCCUCGUCUUCCUGGUCGGUGGAACUCUCAUGACCGCCUCGCUCGGCGAGAUUGGACUCCUCCUUGCCGGGAGAGCCAUCACCGGCUUGGGCAUUGGUGCCACGUCUCUCAUUGUCCCCUGGAUUGUACCGCUCGGCUUGCAGUUAUUGCCGGGAGUUCUCUUAUUCUUUGGCAUUUCCAUCUGUCCCGAGUCGCCAAGGUGGUUGGCAAAGAAGGACGGGUGGGAAGACGCCAAGAAAGUCUUGGUUCAUAUCCGCAAGCUGCCGGCAGACCACGACUAUGUCAGCACCGAGAUCAAUUAUAUCAAACGGCAAGUAGAAGACAGCAGCGUAAAUCACAUGAACAAGGCUCAAAUGUUCAAACGCUUGUUCGAGAAAGGCUCUCGCAGUCGCAUUGCCAUCGGUCUGUUUCUGAUGGCCUGCCAGAAUCUGACAGGCGUCAACAUCAUCACAUACCAUGAGCUGGAGAAAGGGUAUUCGACCUAUUCGCCUCGCAUCUUUGAGACUCUGGCCAUCACAGGCAUGAGCAAUAAGCUUUUCGCGACGGGCUUCUACGGUAUAGCAAAGACCUUGGGCAUGGUCAUCUUCACCGUCUGGCUCGCCGAAAAGGUCGGCCGGCGCAAUGGUCUCAUCUGGGCAGCCUUCAUUGGAUCCCUUCCAAUUUGGUACAUUGGUGGCUUUACAUUUCUUGCAGACCCCGCUGGCCAGGCGGCUGCUGGGAAUACCGACCGCAAUGCGCGGGGGUAUAUCGCCAUGCUUUGCGUGUAUCUCUGUGGCUUGAUCUAUUGCGCCACUUGGCAUUACGUGGUUGUACUGCAGCGAGGUGUUCAGCCUAGACGUCCGCAUGCUCUGCGUCGCCAUCACGACCGCAGAUCAGGGAGCUUCGUCGUCUCGCGGACUACGCCUUACAUGAUUACGUCGCUCGGCUACGGAAUGUACAUGUUCUUUGGAACUCUCGUGAUCUUGAUGGGCGUGUGGGCUUUCCUCUUCGUGCUCGAGACCAAAGCACCUGUGCUAGGUCUCACGCUCGAGGAUAUGGAUCUGCUCUUUAUGAGGAGCAUGCACACCACGGUCUGGACCGCUUUGCGAGAACGCAAGAGCGCCAAAGAUGUCUUGGCGGACACUUCGCCUGCGGCGGCUGUUCAUGCGCCUUACUUGGAGGAGAAGGAGGUCCGGCUGGAGUACAUGGAUACUGUGGAAUACAAGUCUGUGACAAGAUGA
Messenger RNA from Colletotrichum orchidophilum, 1518 nucleotides. Its product is annotated as quinate permease. Lineage: Eukaryota; Fungi; Ascomycota; Sordariomycetes; Glomerellales; Glomerellaceae. The transcript is spliced from 6 exons. Gene Ontology annotation, cellular component: membrane. Gene Ontology annotation, molecular function: carbohydrate:proton symporter activity. The coding region runs from base 1 to 1518 and encodes 505 amino acids. Gene Ontology annotation, biological process: carbohydrate transport; transmembrane transport. The record is from RefSeq and is a predicted model, not a curated record.